CGACGUAGUUUCAUCCACUAAUUAUAAACCGGAACAUUAUAAGUAGACUCCGCUUUGUUCAUCUUCCCCUCUUUUCUUUAUAGACUAGUCUGCUGUCAAACCCUAGCAACAUCAGAUACACAAAUCAACAGCCAUGGCGAUACGGCAUCUCCUAACCCUAGCUCGUCGUUCUCGCCGUCCUCUCGAAUCUCUCCGCCCUCUCUCCACCGCCGCCAUCGCCAACGUCACCGAUGCUGCCGCAACCUCCACCGCCGAUUCCGCCCCCACUCUCCCCUCCCCUCCGGCGCCUGACGUCAUGAUCUACGAUCGUCUCGCUGAAGGACUGAAGCAGAAGCUCAGCAAGCUAGAUAGUCCUGACUCGAGGUUUUUGAAGUAUAAUAAUCCCCAUCCAACCCUAACGGAUCACACGGCGGUGCUAGCUGCGCCGGAGACGCGAGUCACGACUCUGCCUAAUGGUCUCCGAGUCGCGACCGAGUCGAAUCUUUCGUCCAAGACGGCCACGGUUGGGGUUUGGAUUGAUGCUGGAUCUAGAUUUGAGACGGAUACGACUAAUGGCACUGCGCAUUUUUUGGAGCAUAUGAUAUUUAAGGGGACUACGAGGAGGACUGCGAGGCAGCUCGAGGAGGAGAUUGAGAAUCUGGGAGGGCAUUUGAAUGCGUAUACUUCGAGAGAGCAGACGACUUAUUAUGCCAAGGUUUUGGAUAAGGAUGUGCCUCAGGCGAUGGACAUUUUGGCGGAUAUUUUGCAGAAUUCUAAGUUUGAGGAGAAACGAAUUGAACGGGAGCGUGAUGUGAUUUUGAGGGAGAUGGAAGAGGUGCUAGGACAGACAGAAGAAGUCAUCUUUGACCAUCUCCAUGCAACUGCUUUCCAGCACAGUCCUUUAGGAAGGACUAUUCUUGGACCUGUUGAGAAUGUUAAGUCAAUCACCAAGGAGGAUCUUCAGAACUAUAUAUCGACACACUAUACACCCUCUAGAAUGGUAAUUGCUGCUUCUGGAGCAGUUAAACAUGAAGAGAUUGUUAAGCACGUAGAGGGAUUGUUUACCAAGUUGUCAGAUGGUUCAGCUACAACCUCUGAGUUAGCAGCGAAAGAACCAGCAAUAUUUACAGGAUCGGAGUUUAGAAGUGUUGAUGAUGAUGUUCCACUUGCCCAAUUUGCGGUUGCUUUUGAUGGAGCAUCAUGGACAGAUCCAGAUUCUACUACACUGAUGGUGAUGCAAGCAAUGUUGGGGGCUUAUAGUAAAGGUUCAAGUGGAGGGAAGCAUAUGGGCUCUCAUCUUGUACAGAGACUUGCUAUUAAUGAGAUAGCUGAAAGCAUGAUGGCCUUUAACACCAACUACAAGGAUACUGGCUUGUUUGGCGUCUAUGCUGUUGCUAAGCCGGAUUGCUUGGAUGAUUUGGCAUACUCGAUAAUGUAUGAAGUGACUAAAUUAUGCCACAAAGUCUCUGAGGAUGAUGUGGUUCGCGCUCGCAACCAGCUGAAAUCUUCCCUGCUACUCCACAUGGAUGGAAGCAGUCCUGUUGCAGAAGAUAUUGGGCGCCAGUUACUAACUUAUGGACGAAGAAUACCAUACCCUGAGCUGUUUGCUAGGAUUGAUGCUGUAGAUGCCAGUACGGUCAAACGUGCUGCAAACCGUUUUAUAUAUGACAAGGACAUUGCCAUUGCUGCUGUUGGGCCCAUCCAGGGUCUACCUGACUACAACUGGUUUAGACGCAGAACCUACUGGAACAGAUACUAGGUUUCCUGUCAUUGUUUUGAUAUUUUAUCACCGAUUUGCAUUUUAGGUGGUAAAAUUGUUGUUAUUUUUGCAAGAAAAGAAAAUCAGAUGCUUCUGAGGGAUGGCCUUCUGAAUUCUCUGUUUGCUCUCUUUGAGGGGUUCCCUAAUUAUUUCUGUAACAUACUUAGCCAAAAAAAUAAAUGCUGUAUCAAGGAAUUCAUCACAAUUUUAUGGAACUGAUGUUACACAACCAAAUAUAAUGAAUUUUAUCAUGGUAUGUUAAUGGUAUUUCCUUGUG
Molecule: messenger RNA, 2015 nt
Organism: Daucus carota subsp. sativus
Lineage: Eukaryota; Viridiplantae; Streptophyta; Magnoliopsida; Apiales; Apiaceae
Product: probable mitochondrial-processing peptidase subunit beta, mitochondrial
Exons: 9
Coding region: 134-1738 (534 amino acids)
Biological process (GO): proteolysis
Cellular component (GO): mitochondrion
Molecular function (GO): metal ion binding; metalloendopeptidase activity
Source: RefSeq, a predicted model, not a curated record